AUGAAAAUCGUUGGGCACGAGCGAAAUCUGAAUCUCCUCAAGCGGAUGCUGCUGAACGAGAACCCUCCGUUCACUGUGAUGGUCCCUAUCAUCGGGAUGGCCGGCAUAGGUAAGACCGAGCUGGCUAAAGCCGUGUACGACGAUCCCGAUGUGUGGUGGCACUUCGAGGCCCGGUUUUGGGUGGAAGUGCACCUCGACUAUCGGGGAGCGUACAACUCCCUGACUCUCGUCGUCCGCGCCGAAGACGCGGGCCCCACGAGGGUCGUCGUCGACCACACGAGCCGCUGGGUGAAGGUGGGGGGAGAGCCGUUUGCCUUCAUGCACGAGGGCCUGUCGAGGGAAGCGAGGUUUCUCAUGGUGGUGGACGACUUGGGCGACCCGUUGGUCUGGAGGAAGCUGGAGAUGUCGCUGCCUAGCAGCUGGAAUGGGAGCCGCGUGCUCGUGACCACGAGGAAAGUGCCACUCGCAAACCACACGCACGCUGUGACCCGCAAGCCUGCCGUUGUAUCUGAAAGCCUGCUUUCUGUAAUGGGGCUGCUCCCAAGGAACACAGAGAUCUGUCGAUCUAAGCUCAUCACAAUGUGGAUGGCCGAGGGAUUCAUCGCGCCGUGGCCAAAGGGGUACAAUUCCAUGGAGACACUUGCUGAGAUUUUUCUGGACGAGUUAGCCUCGUCGAGCAUGAUUUUGGUUCGGAACUGGAGCUCAAGCGGCGGGACCAAGACGUGCAGUGUCCAUGCCGUGUACCAGAGUGUGUGCGUGAACGAGGCUCAGGGCACCAAGUUCUUCCACGUUGUGAACAAGCUGCACGCGGAUGCUUGGUCCGGUGCAAAUGGCCAGCGGCGAAUCUGCUUCCACAACAACAUCGUGCUCGGCCUCAAAGAGGUUCACGGGUAUCUGAAAACAAUUUUUCCUAGCGUGCGCUCCCUGCUCUGUUUCGGGCCAUACCAUCAGUACUCAUUGCCCCUCUACUCCCCCUCGAAGCUGCUCAGAGUAUUAGACGCGGUUAAUCUGCGUUUCUACGAGUUCCCGGAACAAGUUCUCGAGCUGCUUCGGCUAAGGUACCUCUCCAUCACGUUUAACGGCGACCUUCCACCCUCCAUCUCAAAACUCAGUAACCUCGAGGUUCUGAUUAUCCGCCACCAUCACAUCAUCAAAUCCUCAUACGCUCCCACUGUUUAUCUUCCUCUACAGAUUUGGGGCUUGAGUAAGUUGAGACACCUCCAUUGCGCGGGAUCCGACCUCCCGGACCCUUCGGAUGGACUCUCUAGCUCAUUCGUGCUCGAUAACCUUUUGACGCUUUCUGGCGUGAGCACCCUCAGCUGUACCGAGAAAAUUCUCAAAAGACUCCCCUACCUGAAGAAAUUAGGGGUCCGGGUCGACCCUAGUCGUUGGGAUGCAGUCGACGUCUUUUCUUUCCUCGGUGAAUUGUGCUCCGUUUACAGCGUAUUCGACUCGUUGAAAUGUAGCGUCGUGGACUGUAGUCUCGUCGGCUCCCGUGUGUUCCCUUGCGUCAAGGACCCUUCCCCCUUGUUCAUCAAGAAAUUAUCCCUCAGCGGGUGUGGAUUCUCGUGGGAACACAUCACUCACGUGGCCGCGUUGCCUAGUCUCCAAGUGCUUAAACUGCGGUGGAAUGCCUUCCGGGGGCCCGUUUGGGAAAGACUAGACAGUGACGCGAGAUUCGAGAAGCUGAAAUUUGUGCUGCUGGAGGACUUGGAUGUGGAGGAGUGGAGAGUUAACCAAGGGAGCUUCCCGAAGCUGGAACAUGUGGUCAUCAGGCAUUGCUACAAGCUGCGUGAGGUUGAAAACGAGUUAUCUGAGAUUCCUCAGCUCGGUGUGCUGGAGGUGCAGGAUUGCAGCCCUGAUAUUGAGGCCUGGGCUGCAAGAGUUAGAGACGAGAGGUUACAUAGACUUGGUGUGGAUCGGCUUCAACUCGUCAUCCAUUUGUCGAGGAAUGAAAGUGACAAAAGCAAGUAA
Molecule: messenger RNA, 1974 nt
Organism: Striga hermonthica
Lineage: Eukaryota; Viridiplantae; Streptophyta; Magnoliopsida; Lamiales; Orobanchaceae
Source: the annotation of a GenBank genome assembly